GGCGCGAGGGCGAGGAGUCGCUGCCUGAGCAUGAAAAGGACUGCCGGAGCCCCAGCCUGCCCACGCCUGCAGCAUCAGCGGAGCAGCGCCCACUAUGCGCUCGGCGUCCAGAGGGGCUCGCACAAGUUCCCGCCGCGCCGAAUGAGAAGCCCCGGCCGCCGCGUCUCCCUCGCGGACGAGCAUUAACAGCCGGACUCCACAGAAUGGAGCAAGAAUGAGAGGAAAAAGGCAGGCAGAAAAGCAUGAACUGGAGGGUUGUUGAGUACCUCUACUUCCUCUUUAUAUGGGACCAUAUCACAGGACAGCCCUCCCACCAGGAAGCAGCUGUUACCAACCAACAUGUCUCCAAGGAAUUUGAUUGGCUUAUUUCAGACAGGGGGCCCUUCCACCACUCACGGAGCUACUUAUCCUUUGUGGAAAGACAUCGUCAAGGAUUUACAACCCGAUAUAAAAUAUACAGGGAGUUUGCCCGUUGGAAGGUGAGGAACACAGCCAUUGAGCGGAGGGACCUGCUCCGCAACCCUGUUCCCCUGAUGCCUGAGUUCCAGAGAAGCAUACGCCUGCUGGGCAGGAGGCCCACGACACAGCAGUUCAUUGAUACCAUCAUCAAAAAGUACGGCACACACAUACUCAUCUCUGCCACUUUGGGAGGAGAGGAGGCUUUGACCAUGUACAUGGACAAGAGCCGACUCGACCGAAAGUCAGGCAAUGCUACCCAGAGCGUAGAAUCCCUUCACCAGCUUGCCUCCUCCUAUUUCGUGGACCGGGAUGGAACCAUGAGGCGUCUCCAUGAGAUCCAGAUCUCUACUGGAGCAAUCAAGGUAACAGAAACUCGGACAGGCCCUUUGGGCUGUAACAGUUAUGACAAUCUGGACUCUGUGAGUUCCGUCCUUCUGCAAAGCACUGAAAGCAAACUCCACUUGCAAGGUCUCCAGGUCAUCUUCCCUCAGUAUUUACAAGAGAAAUUUGUGCAGUCGGCAUUGAGUUACAUCAUGUGCAAUGGGGAGGGAGAAUACAUAUGCCGCGAUAGCCAAUGCGGUUGCCAGUGUGCAGAAGAAUUCCCACAAUGCAACUGUCCCAUCACCGACAUUCAGAUCAUGGAAUACACAUUGGCCAACAUGGCAAAGUCUUGGACAGAGGCCUAUAAAGACCUGGAGAACUCAGAUGAAUUUAAAUCUUUCAUGAAGAGGCUACCUAACAACCAUUUCCUGACCAUCGGGAGCAUCCACCAGCACUGGGGGAAUGACUGGGACCUCCAGAACCGCUACAAACUCCUGCAGAGCUCCAUGGAGGCCCAACGCCAGAAGAUCCAGCGCACCGCACGCAAGCUCUUUGGCCUCAGCGUCCGGUGUCGGCACAAUCCGAAUCACCAGCUGCCUAGAGAAAGGACAAUACAGCAAUGGCUGUCCCGUGUCCAGUCUCUGCUCUACUGCAAUGAGAAUGGGUUCUGGGGAACCUUCCUGGAGAGCCAGCGGAGCUGUGUCUGCCAUGGAAGCACCAGCCUAUGCCAGCGGCCCAUUCCCUGCAUCAUCGGAGGCAACAACAGCUGUGCCAUGUGCAGCCUGGCCAACAUCUCCCUCUGCGGCUCCUGCAACAAGGGCUACCGUCUCUCUCGAGGCCGGUGCGAGCCGCAGAAUGUGGACUCAGAGCGCAGCGAGCAGUUCAUCAGCUUUGAGACAGACUUGGACUUCCAGGACCUGGAGUUAAAGUACCUGCUGCAAAAGAUGGACUCUCGCCUGUACGUCCACACCACUUUCAUCAGCAAUGAGAUUCGCUUAGACACCUUCUUUGACCCCCGAUGGCGCAAGCGCAUGUCCCUCACCUUGAAGAGCAACAAGAACCGGAUGGACUUCAUCCACAUGGUGAUUGGCAUCUCCAUGCGCAUCUGCCAAAUGCGCAACAGCAGCCUGGAUCCCAUGUUCUUUGUCUAUGUCAACCCUUUCAGUGGGAGCCACUCCGAGGGCUGGAAUAUGCCCUUCGGUGAGCAUGGCUAUCCACGCUGGGAGAAAAUCCGCCUGCAGAACAGUCAGUGCUACAACUGGACCCUUCUGCUGGGAAACCGGUGGAAAACGUUUUUUGAGACCGUCCACAUCUAUCUGCGCAGCCGAACUCGGCUGCCUUCCCUGAUGCGCAACGACACCGGCCAAGGGCCCGUGGACCUUUCCGACCCCAGCAAGCGUCAGUUCUACAUCAAGAUCUCAGACAUUCAGGUGUUCGGGUACAGCUUGCGAUUCAACGCGGACCUGCUGCGCAGUGCCGUGCAGCAGGUCAACCAGUCGUACACGCAAGGCGGGCAGUUCUAUUCUUCCUCCUCGGUCAUGCUCUUGCUAUUGGAUAUACGGGACCGAAUCAAUCGACUGGCGCCUCCUGUGGCGCCAGGGAAGCCCCAGCUGGAUCUGUUCUCCUGUAUGCUCAAGCACCGCCUGAAACUGACCAACAGCGAGAUCAUCCGUGUGAACCACGCCCUGGAUCUGUACAACACCGAAAUCCUCAAACAGUCAGACCAGAUGACAGCCAAACUCUGCUAACCCAGACUUUUAUGUACUCGGUGACUCACCUUUUUGCUGUAAAAACAAACAAACAAAAAAAAAGAAGAUAAAAGAAAGAGAGAUUUAAAAAAAUAUGAAAAUUUGUAAAAUGUAAUUAAUAUACAAAAGGGGGGGGGAGGAAAAGUCUUCAUUUGUUGGAAAAUGAAAAGAAAACCGUUUGAGCAGUUGUGUAAACCCGUUGGGCAUGUUUGCUAUUCCUAUACCCAUAAAACAGGGUCAGAACAUGAGAUUCCUCGGGGGCGUUGCUAGUUAGGAUUCAGCGACAGCCAAUGGGGGUGGAAAAAAUACAAGAGAUGCAGAAAUGGUUUCCUUUUUUUAAAAAAAAAUCAGAUUUCCUGUAUUUAAUUGUAACGAUUUCAGCUAUGCAGGUGCAAAAAAGAGAGAGAAGCAUCAGAGAGAGCGAGAAAGAGAAAGAGUUCUGUGUACAUGUACAAAGAGCCGCCAUGCCUCCGAGUGGGAGACAAUGGCCAAAGAUAAAAGGUAUUUCUUUUGUGAAGUGUUA
Heteronotia binoei (common prickly gecko) is the source of this 3051-nucleotide messenger RNA. RefSeq names its product BMP/retinoic acid inducible neural specific 1 (gene BRINP1). Bases 243 to 2528 code for a protein of 761 amino acids. The record is from RefSeq and is a predicted model, not a curated record. Gene Ontology annotation, biological process: negative regulation of mitotic cell cycle; positive regulation of neuron differentiation. The transcript is spliced from 8 exons. Lineage: Eukaryota; Metazoa; Chordata; Lepidosauria; Squamata; Gekkonidae.